AUGGAGCAACAACACUAUUCAAGAUACUCAUUCUUCUACUUGUUCUUCUUCUUUGUGGUUUUGCUUCUUCCCUUGGUUGGAGCCGGCGACGCCGAAGCUCUAUUAAGCCUGAAAUCGACACUGGAUCCGACGAACUCGCUGCCGUGGCGGCAAGGAAGCAAUGUGUGUGAUUGGGAAGGUGUGAGGGAGUGUAUGAAAGGAAGAGUCACAAAGCUGGUGCUGGAGUACUUAAAUUUGACCGGCACUCUCGACCGGAAAAUCAUCAACCAGCUGGAUCAGCUCCGGGUUCUCAGCUUCAAAAGCAACUCAAUUUCCGGCCAAAUACCCGACCUUUCCGGCCUCAUCAAUCUCAAGUCCCUCUUCUUGAACGACAACAACUUCUACGGCGUUUUCCCCGCUUCCAUUUCCUCUCUCCACCGCUUGAAAGUCGUCGUUCUGGCCGGUAACCGCAUCUCCGGCGACAUUCCGACUGCGCUCGUCAAUCUCCGCCGCCUCUACGUUCUGUACUUACAAGACAAUCAGCUCAGCGGCGCCAUUCCGCCGCUCAAUCAGACCUCCCUCCGGUUCUUCAAUGUCUCCAACAACCACCUCUCCGGCGAAAUCCCGAUGACGGCGGCGCUCAUUCAGUUCAACGCCUCCUCUUUUUUCGGGAACAUCAAUGUCUGCGGUCUGCAGAUUCACAACAAAUGCCAGAACGGCAUUGCCUUUCCGCCUUUGCUGGGUCCGAGUUCUCAAACUCAUCCGAAUUCGAAAUCAAAACCAAGUAAUUCCAAGCUCAUAAAGAUUAUUGCUGCGAGUGUUGGAGGUUUCGUGCUGCUUGUUAUACUUUUGUUGCUAGUAUUACUGCUCUGCCGGAAACACAGCGGUCGGAAAGAUGCCGAGACCAGAAACAAAGGGGCUGUUCACGGCGUUGAGACGACGGAGACAGGAGGAGGGGCGGGUCCUUCAGGCGGCGGUGGCAGGGGAGGUAAUAACGGUGGAAAGCAAGGGGCGUUUUCGUGGGAGGGUGAUGGACUGGGGAGCCUGGUGUUCUGCGGUCCAGGGGAUCAGCAGAUGAGUUACAGCCUAGAGGAUUUACUCAAGGCUUCAGCUGAGACGCUGGGGAGGGGUAGUAUGGGGAGUACGUAUAAAGCUGUGAUGGAGUCUGGUUUUAUUGUUACUGUAAAAAGGCUUAAGGAUGCAAGGUACCCUAGGCUUGAUGAGUUUAGGAGACACAUGGACUUGCUUGGGAAGCUCAGGCACCCUCAUUUGGUGCCUCUCAGGGCCUAUUUCCAGGCUAAGGAGGAACGCUUGAUUGUGUACGAUUACUUCCCCAAUGGCAGCCUCUUCUCGCUAAUUCAUGGUUCAAGAACUUCAGGAGGCGGGAAGCCUCUGCACUGGACCUCAUGUCUUAAAAUAGCCGAGGACUUGGCAAGUGGUGUUCUUUAUAUCCACCAGAAUCCUGGCUUGACUCAUGGAAACUUGAAAUCCUCAAAUGUCUUGUUGGGUUCCGAUUUUGAAUCAUGCUUGACGGAUUAUGGUCUCACUUUAUUCCGAGAUCCUGAUUCUCAUGAGGAACCUAGUGCAACCACUCUCUUCUACCGAGCCCCUGAAUGCCGCGACAUCAGAAAACCAUCCACACAACAAGCAGAUGUAUACAGCUUCGGUGUCCUCCUCUUGGAGCUCCUAACCGGAAAGACUCCCUUCCAAGACCUCGUUCAGGAACAUGGCUCAGACAUUCCAAGAUGGGUGCGUUCAGUUCGUGAGGAGGAGACAGAGUCAGGAGAUGAACCUGUCAGCUCUGGCAAUGAGGCAUCAGAGGAGAAACUUCAGGCGCUUCUUAAUAUUGCAAUGGCUUGUGUUUCGAUUACACCAGAGAACAGACCUACAAUGAGAGAGGUUUUGAGGAUGAUAAGGGAUUCAAGGGCAGAGGCUAUAGUGUCUUCAAACAACAGCAGUGAUCAUUCACCGGGGAGAUGGUCGGAUACUGUUCAGAGCUUGCCUAGGGAAGAACACCUGAGCAUUUAAUUCAGCAGCUGGGUAUGUAUAACGGCGUGCAUUUGAGUGGUUACUAGUGAUCAAAUGGAUUAACUUGGCGGCUUGUUAAAGUAAUGCUGAUUCUUUUGGAUGGAAUUGGAGCAUGAUUGAUUCUUGUACUACUACUACGUACUACUAGGCAUUUGCAGAGCUGGGAGGGCGCUCUGGUGUAAAGGUUUUGUGAUUUUCAUUAUUGUAAUAGCUAGUUUGCAUUUUGCACAAGUAAUUCAAAUCAAUGAGGUUUGCAUCACCUUAUAGGUAUAAGUUUUCGAACCAUAUUCAUAACCAUGCAUUGUGUAAGCCAACAAUUCACUUCUUUUUCCAUUUUCUCACUGUACAAUGGUAUAUCAUCAUAAGCUCCCAGAGUGAAAGAUUUGCUUUGAACUAC
Messenger RNA from Fragaria vesca subsp. vesca, 2404 nucleotides. RefSeq names its product inactive leucine-rich repeat receptor-like serine/threonine-protein kinase At1g60630-like. Gene Ontology annotation, molecular function: protein kinase activity; protein binding; ATP binding. The record is from RefSeq and is a predicted model, not a curated record. NCBI's taxonomy places the organism in Eukaryota, Viridiplantae, Streptophyta, Magnoliopsida, Rosales, Rosaceae. Bases 1 to 2007 code for a protein of 668 amino acids. Gene Ontology annotation, biological process: protein phosphorylation. The transcript has 2 exons.